AUGCCAUCGAGCGUUCACGUUGGAGAGGAAAAGACGACCAGCUCCCACGCCAUCGACGCCAUUUUUUGCGACAGUCUGCACUUGAGCCGAACUCCCAGUCCAAUGAGAGUGCUCCCGAGGACCAUUUUGGUCCUGACAGGGAGAGGGUGGGAAACCCGACUUCCUGACAUGAACGGUCAGCCAGAUGUUAUUGACUCGGAGGUCAACAGGUCCGUAGACGCCAAAGUCAAGUCAAAUGCCGAAGAGAGAACAAAUUUUUGGGUAUUAUGGCAAAAAGAAAGGUUCGUGGUGCUCCGCUUUAGUGCGUCAUCGAAUCCUCGAGAACGGGAUCUCGAACGCGGCACGCGCCGUCCCCCAACAACACAAGUAAGAUGUAAACGAAAGGUCGUCUGGUGGAAAGAAGUGUUGAGCGAGGAUUAUUUCCCGAAGCAAGUGAGGGAGCAGUGGAUCUGGAGGGCAAAGAAGCGUCAAAUCCACAACGAUUAUCGUGAAUCCUUGGAUUCGCUGCUGGACAAGGUCGAAGAGUACAUAUACAUAGGCCAUGGACGAGACACGAUCCAUCUUCAAUCAUCACUGACCGAGCGGUGCACUAUCGUGGAGCGCUUUGCAAACGGCUUGCUUCUGAACUUCAUCAUCGGCCCCUUCCACGACGAUGCUCAGCGUGAUCGCGUAUUACAUAUAUUCUCGAUGCUCUGGCUGGGACUGACGGACAAUCGCUGCACUGCCAUGAAGUUUACCUUCCCCAGUUAUUUUUGCGGCAGCGCUGCAUCUUUCACGCGCCCCGCUUCUGUACCGGGCUCUGCAGCACAAAUUUUAUCACCAGCCAUCAGGGCCUCCAUGAACACCUGUCUCAAAGUCGCCGACGUGCGCUGA
Messenger RNA from Guyanagaster necrorhizus, 873 nucleotides. RefSeq lists its product as uncharacterized. The record is from RefSeq and is a predicted model, not a curated record. Lineage: Eukaryota; Fungi; Basidiomycota; Agaricomycetes; Agaricales; Physalacriaceae. The coding region runs from base 1 to 873 and encodes 290 amino acids. The transcript has 4 exons.